UAAUUUAACUUUACUUUUUUCCAAUAUUUCUUUCAAAUUCACGUAUAUUAUUGUUAUUAAAUUUCCUGAUAUAAGGUCAUCAAAACUGAGAAAUAUCUAUUUAAACUCGACUGAUCUCUCUCCAUCUCCAUGUGACUCACUUCCAAACUAGACAAUAACAUGAAAAGACAGAGUUUUAAGUUAUAAGAAUAGAAACUUCAAAAAAGCUGGCAAAAAGGAGAGAAAAAAAAAGCUUAGAUAAAGAGAGAUGGAGAGAGGAAAGAAACCUCAUGUAUUGGUAAUUCCAUAUCCAACUCAAGGCCAUUUAAACCCUUUAAUCCAAUUCUCUAAGUUCUUAUCCCUCAAAAGGACUUGACGUCACAGUAGCCGUCACCACCUUCAUCUUCAACACCUUCAAACCCUCCACCAAUGUCUUCUUCGAUUGGGACACCAUCUCCGAUGGCUUCGACGAAGGCGGGUUCGCUGAAGCCAACAGCAUCGACGAAUAUCUUGUUCGAAUCCAGACAAUCGGUGCAAGAACCUUGACUGACCUAAUCCACCGUCGCCAAGGCUCCAGCCGUCCAAUACACGGAGUCGUGUACGACUCCUUCAUGCCUUGGGCUCUAGAUGUCGUUAAGGACUUCGGCAUUAUGGCAGCGUCGUUCUUCACGCAGCCUUGCUCGGUCAACUUGAUUUAUUACUGUUUUCAUGAGGGGUUGUUGAGUCUUCCCAUUUUGGAUCAGGAGGAUUCUGUGGCUGGGCUGCCGCCGCUUCGGGUGGAGGAGAUGCCGUCUUUCAUCUCGACGCCGGAGUGUUACCCGAAUUACUUCGAGUUGGUGUUGAAUCAGUGGUCCAACACAAAGGAAGUGGAUUGGAUUCUUGUUAAUUCUAUCUACGAAUUUGAGCCAAAGAUCCAAAUAUCACAGGAAGCAGAUGAACUAUCAAAAAUUGGUCCAACACUAACGAUAGAACCAACGAUUCCAUCUUUCUACGUAGACAGCCAUGUCAUAGAUGACAAGAAAUACAAGUUAGAUCUCUUCAAAAUCGAUCCAGAGGAGGCAUCUUUAACAAGAAUGUGGCUUGAUACCAAACCAAAAGGCUAUGUUGUUUACGUGUCAUUCGGCAGCAUGGCCAACCUAAACAUAACACAAAUGGCAGAGUUGGCUAGUGGAUUACUUGAAAGUAACCACUACUUCAUCUGGGUGAUUAGGGAAUCAGAGAAGGCAAAACUCCCUACCUCCUUUGCGCCAGAAAAGGGGCUAAUAUUGCAUUGGAGCUCCCAACUAGAAGUGCUUUCACAUGAAGCAGUUGGAUGCUUCUUCGCACACUGCAGGUGGAACUCAACGCUGGAAGCUCUGUGUUUGGGCGUGCCAAUGGUGGGGAUGCCACAGUGGACCGAUCAGCCGAACAACGCCAAGUACGUGGAGGAUGUGUGGAAGGUGGGAGUGAGAGUGAAGGUGGGCGAGGAUGGGAUUGUGAGGAAAGAAGAGAUCAAAGGUUGUAUAAGAAGAGUGAUGGAGGGAGAUGGGGCCUCAGAGUUCAAAGAAAAUGCUUUGAAAUGGAAACAACUUGGGUUGAAAGCACUUGGAAAAGGUGGCAGUUCCAUGCAGAACAUUGAUCAAUUCAUUUCUAGCUUGACGGAGAAAAUUUGACUUGAUUAAGAACUAUAUAUAUAUCUUUUGUUAUAUAUUGCUUUAAAAUCUUUCACUUUUAUUUUAAUGCAUUGAUUUUCAAUUAUGUUUAUGUCAUUGAACACUUGGGUAGAUGAAAAUUGGAAUGUAUGUCAUAGUCAUAUAGAUAUGUUAAUCCUUUAUAUAUCCAAGGCUAAAUGUUUCUUUUAUUUUGUGUUGUUUCGAUGUCUUGUAUAAGCGUCCAUUCUCCAUUUUCCACCAGUAAGUGCAAUGUAUUCUCUUCUAGAAAGUGUUUGUUAUAUGAGGAAUUAAUCAGUGUGUGUUUAGGGUCAAAGAGUUUUUCAUCCUUACUUUUCUCUAUAUAUUUGGGAAAUAUUGUAUUCAUUAUCGAAUUAUAAUGAAAAUUUAGAAUUA
Molecule: messenger RNA, 2024 nt
Organism: Cucumis melo (muskmelon)
Lineage: Eukaryota; Viridiplantae; Streptophyta; Magnoliopsida; Cucurbitales; Cucurbitaceae
Product: UDP-glycosyltransferase 74F2-like
Exons: 2
Coding region: 591-1631 (346 amino acids)
Molecular function (GO): UDP-glycosyltransferase activity
Source: RefSeq, a predicted model, not a curated record